Messenger RNA from Salvia hispanica, 1605 nucleotides. Lineage: Eukaryota; Viridiplantae; Streptophyta; Magnoliopsida; Lamiales; Lamiaceae. The record is from RefSeq and is a predicted model, not a curated record.
UCAAACAUGGCAGAGCCUUCUUCAUCUUCCUCAAUCAAAAUCAAAUCGAGAACAAGUCCAUAUGUGGUGAUCUGCUGGAUCUUCGCGGCCAUGGGCGGCCUCAUGUUCGGGUACGACAUCGGCAUCUCCGGCGGAGUUUCGGCGAUGGACGACUUCCUCCUCAAGUUCUUCCCCAACGUGUACGCUAGAAAACUGAUCGCGCACGAAGAUAACUACUGCAAAUACGACGAUCAGAUGCUUCAGCUCUUCACGUCUUCGCUGUAUCUCGCCGCUCUCGUCUCCAGCUUCGGGGCCUCCAAGGCCUGCUCCGUUCUCGGCAGGAGGCCUACUAUCAGGCUCGCUUCCGUGUUCUUCGUCGUCGCUGCGCUUAUCAGUGGAUUGGCCCCCAAUAAGGCCGUCCUCAUCGUCGGGAGAAUCCUCUUCGGAGUUGGCGUCGGAUUCGGCAAUGAGUCUGUCCCCCUCUUCUUAUCCGAGGUGGCGCUGCCGCACCGGAGAGGAGCCGUGAACAUCAUGUUCCAGCUCUUCGUGACCAUCGGGAUCCUCAUCGCGAACCUAGUCAACUUCGCGGUGGCCAACAUCCACCCCUACGGGUGGAGGAUCGCCCUGGGACUUGCCGGAGUCCCAGGGCUCGCCCUCUUCAUCGGCUCGUUCGUGAUCAUGGAGACCCCCUCGAGCCUGAUCGAGCGCGGCCACGAAGCCGAGGGCAAGCAGUCCCUCCAGAAGGUCCGCGGCGUUGACGACGUGGAGCACGAGCUCGAGCAGAUCAAGCACGCCUCCGAGCAAGCGAAGAAGGUGAAGCAUCCCUUCAAGAAGCUGAUGAAGCGGCAGAGCAUCCCUCCCCUCACCAUCUCCAUCUGCGUCCAGAUCUUCCAGCAAUUCACCGGCAUCAACGCCAUCAUGUUCUACGCGCCCGUCCUCUUCCAAACCAUGGGGUUCAAGAACGACGGCGCGCUCCUCUCCGCCGUGAUCACCGGCGUGGUCAACGUGGUCAGCACCUUCGUCUCCAUCGUGGCGGUGGACAGGCUCGGGAGGAGGAAGCUCCUCCUCCAGGCCUGCGUGCAGAUGCUCAUCUGCCUGGUGGGGUCCGGGGUCAUCCUCGAGCUCCACCUCAAGAGCGUGGGGACGCUCGACAACAAGCUGGCGACGAUCGUGGUGGUGCUGGUGUGUUUGUUUGUGAUGUCGUUUGCGUGGUCGUGGGGGCCGAUGGGGUGGCUGAUCCCCAGCGAGGUGUUCCCCAUGGAGACGAGGACGGCCGGGUUUGCCUUUGCGGUGAGCACGAAUAUGCUGUUGACGUUUUUGAUAGCACAGGCGUUUUUGUCGAUGAUGUGCCAUAUGAGGGCGGGGAUCUUCUUCUUCUUCGCGGCGUGGGUGGUGGUGAUGGGGGUGUUUGUGUGGUUUCUGAUACCGGAGACGAAGGGCGUGGCCAUCGAUGAGAUGGAGGAGAGGGUGUGGAAGGUGCACCCGGUGUGGAAGAGGUUCAUGCCAAGGGAUGAUGGUAAGGGGGCUGAGUUGACCUAAUUAGGGUUCUAUUCUUCAAUUUUAGAUUCUUUAUUUUUAGUUGAUUUUAGUGGAAAUGGAAUGAUUUAAUACUAUUUGAUGGAUUAA